UCCUCCUCCAUAGUAACAUUACCAAACCGAGCGGCGCAGCUGGGACACCUGUAGCGGGACGGAUUAUUUUUUUGUUUACAACCUCAAAAUCAGUGGAAAAUGUUCAGGAGCAAUCUCAGGGAAAUUGAUGAGGAUCCGUUCUUCUCGGACCCUUUCCAGGCUCACCGGGAACAUAUGCGGCAGAUGAUGCGUAGCUUCUCUGAGCCAUACGGCAUGCCCAUGAUGACCAGUAUAAUGGAUGGAAGAAACCGUGGUCGUGGCGUGGCAGAACAUCCUGGCACAUCUCUGCCGUUGAGGGACGACCACCGGGAUGUGAGCCGGUCAUUGUUGCCCUUUGGCAGUAUUGACAGCACGGACAUGUUCAGGAACCCUUUCGGCGUGUUCGACAACGUGAUGUCCAACAUGAGAAACAGGAUGGAGGGGGUGCACCGAAAUUUUGAGAACAUGCCCACAGAUUCAAACACCCACUCGUUCAGCUCCUCAUCAGUCAUGACAUAUUCAAAGGUUGGAAACGAGCCUCCCAAGGUCUUCCAGGCGAGCUCGACGACACGCCGUGCUCCUGGAGGGAUCAAGGAGACCAGGAAAGCAGUUAAAGACUCUGAGAGUGGUCUGGAGAAGAUGUCCAUUGGUCACCACAUCCAGGACAGGGGACAUGUUGUUGAGAAGAAAUUCAACAACAAAACAGGACAGAAGGAGUUCAACCAGGACUUUGAGAAUCUGGAUGAAUCUGAAGCACAGUCUUUUGACGAUGAGUGGCAACAGGAGGUGUCCAAGUUUCGGCCGUCUGUCCCAAUGUCUCGUCUGGAGGAGCCCAGACCCCGAGCUGUUCACCGGGCAGCCCUCACCGCUCCGCAGCAGGAGCACAGUGACCAAUCAAUGGGCAAGGCUCAGGGUAGAAGUAACGUGAAAGACUCCGGCUCGACGAAGCAAUGAGAACAUCGUUUGUGUGCUUAUUAAAGCCUGUCAAGCUCUGAUGCUCCGUAUCGCCCUCAAAACACACACUCACACACACAUACAUACUGGUUUCAUCAUAUAGGCAGUCACAAGGCCUUACCUUUCACAUUGCUGAUGCCCAUUUUCCAAAACAUACUGCACAAUAUGAAAUAAAACUCCCCUGAAGAAGCCUUUUUUCCGCUUUUUCAUCAGUCAGA
This is a messenger RNA of Centropristis striata (black sea bass), 1151 nucleotides long. RefSeq names its product myeloid leukemia factor 1 (gene mlf1). Bases 100 to 933 code for a protein of 277 amino acids. Gene Ontology annotation, biological process: regulation of DNA-templated transcription. The transcript has 8 exons. Gene Ontology annotation, cellular component: nucleus; cytoplasm. Lineage: Eukaryota; Metazoa; Chordata; Actinopteri; Perciformes; Serranidae. The record is from RefSeq and is a predicted model, not a curated record.